Messenger RNA from Lethenteron reissneri (Far Eastern brook lamprey), 2219 nucleotides. RefSeq names its product protein AMBP-like. Gene Ontology annotation, molecular function: serine-type endopeptidase inhibitor activity. The record is from RefSeq and is a predicted model, not a curated record. Lineage: Eukaryota; Metazoa; Chordata; Hyperoartia; Petromyzontiformes; Petromyzontidae.
CUUUGUUUGCAUGCGUGCGUGCGUGCAGACAGGAACGUGCACGUGGUGGUGAACACCAAUGACCCCGACUAUGAGCACGUGUUCGUGGUGGAGAAGCUCUCCGAUGAUCAGCCACAGCAGCAGCAGGCGCAGGAUGGACAUGCGAAGGCUGCGGUGGCCUCCUCGCGCGAGCGUUUGGCGCGGAUGGCGGGCCACAAGAGGCCCACCACAUUUCCAGCGGGGCCACCGGGAGCCUCCGGGGUCGCAGAGAAAGAGGAGGGGCCGGCGAGCGUCCCCUGGGACGGGGCGACAUGGAGCCACAUCCAGGCACCUGGCGAGUCGGAGGAGCGCAGCGAGGGCCUCGGGGAGGCUCCCAAGAGAGAGAGCUCGGAUCCUCGAAGCCGCGAGCGGCGGCACAUAACAGAUGUGCAAGAGCCGGACGGCCGAUGUCGGCUGGACCUGGACGAGGGAGACUGCUCGCACCUCGCUCUGCGCUGGUACUACCGCCGCGCCAGCCACGACUGCCGCCUCUUUGUCUACACGGGCUGCGGCGGCAACGGCAACCGCUUCGAGAGCCGCGCCGAGUGCCAGGCGAAGUGUCGGCCACAGGCCGACCCCAGCAGAUGACUCUCGGCCCACCGAGGUGGAUCCGAGAACCGAGACUUGAAACGUAAUGCACACGCGGGCACGCUGCCGGAACCCGGAGCCCGGUAACUCCGACGUGACGGUGCCGGCCACCCAUCCGCCUGUCCUCUGUACCCCGCUGCCACCGCCAUCGCCACCACCGCUGCCAACUCGCCCGCUAAGAUUUUACCAAAAUCCCCCGUCCGCUCAAUGACGCUCACCACCAGACCGCGGCAUCUGGCUCCAGCCUCCCGGAACUCCGUCCGUCCAUCCGUCGUGGAAUUCCAUCCGUGGUCGUCAGCUCCGAGUGUGGAGGUCGACGGUCAACGUGCGUCGGCACUGCCUCUCGGCGCAAACUCUCCCCGAUGUUCCCCCUGCCCAGCCGAUGUCAUCCCAAUGCGACAUCCAUCUCUCGUCUUCCUCUCGCCCUCGCGCCUUCCAUUUGCCCAAGGAGGAGGCCGCGGCAGUUGGGCUGCCUGCGAGCCUCGCGCUGCAAAUCCGCAGUUUGCGGUCCUCUUCCUCCGCCUGAUUACAUCCACCGGGAUUAAAGGCCGAGUACUGGACACAAAUCCGGGGGUGAACAGAUCCCCUAGCUCAGGGCGACACACGGGUUCCACAUUCACGCAACACUGAAGGCUAGUUCAGAGCGCGCUUUGGUUGGCGCGUAUACGUGUGAGUGGGGGAUUGUGUCUGCGUGUCUCUUUGGCGUCAUUCCAGGAGGUGGUGUGGGUAUAUGCGUGCUCGUGCGCGCUUGUGCUGGUGUAUCCGUGUGCGAGUGUAUGUUCUCCUACGUAGGUGUGUGUGUCUGUGUGUUUGAGUGUGGGGAGCAGUAGGGUAGCAGUGAAUGCGCUGCGCUACAAACCGGGCAACCCGAGUUCGAUGCUGCUCACGGCAAACACCAGUGACGAUUAUCUGAACUGGUCCUGGGCCUCCCCUAGGUCGACUCAAAUGAGUACCUGGUGCGGUGUGUAAACAUCGACACUGGUGAGACGAAGGCGGCCGGGCGUGGUGCUGGCCACCCACCCCCUCGUGUGCCUUGCCGGCCUUUGUAGGUGCUCCCUUAACAGCACUUGCCCCAACAGUCUGUUAAGGCUACACGGAGGGGGGGGGCUUUAACUGUGUGUGUUUGACUGUGCCUGUGCGUGCACGCUCGUUUGCGCGCGAUUUCCCUGUGCUGGUCUCACGGGAGAGACCGUCAAUCUCUCUCGUUGUCGCGUGAACCGCAUUUGGUGCCUGGAACAACAACAAGUGUUCGCUGACACUCAACACCUGAAGUCCUCGUUUGUUUAUUUGUUUAAAUGGUGCUAAACAACUCAAUAGGGGGGAAGGGGGGGGGGCAUUGCAGAGGGGAAGGGGGAUCUGUGUUUCAAUUCAGGUGCUCCUGGUGUUCUUGAACACAUUCCACAAAGAUUAGGAAGGGGGUUCUGUUACCCUCGAAGUCGUUAUGUAAGGGGCGCAUGUAUUUGCUAUUCAGAUAUAUUUUUUUAGCGGCCUUAUAGCCCGACUAUUAAGGGCGGCGGCGAGUGUGAAUGCCUUCGCGACCUCAGACUAUCUUCCGUAUGUUUACAUAACUUCAAGAGGGUACUUAUAUUUAAUAAAUAAACACAUACGUGCGU